AUGUCUCCCACGAGCUUCCUCCCCUACUCCGACCCCAAGACACUCGGGUUCCUCGACCUGCCCCUCGAGAUCCGCAUCUUCAUCUAUCGCGAUGUCGUCCUCCAGCCCGACACCAUCGAGCUAAGCCGCAGACGACCCGUGUUCGAGUGUCUCCAAGAAGCCGACACCACCGCCAUUCUCUCUCUGAACCAGCAGACCCGCGCCGAAGCGCUCGACGUCUUUUACUCUGAAAACACAUUCCGCAUCGUCGUCGCAGACGAAGAGAACGAGGAUCUCCUGAGCAUGCUUCCCCAAGCCGUGGAUCGCCUACCGAUCCGACGCUUGGAGUUGACGCAUCCUGUUAUUGCUUCUUCGCUGUCGAAUACCAUGCUAUACAGGCCGGAUGUGGACAAUAAGACAUGGAUGUCUGUUCUAUCGAAUCUUAGAAGUUUGUGUAUUAUUGUUGUGGAGCCUGAGACACUCCCGGUACAUGAAGAGGUUGUAAUAAGGGAGGAAGGGGAAGGGCGCAACUCGAUGAUUUCGUUGAGGGAUGUUAAGAGCUUUUAUUCGCAGCUUGUGGCGCAGUCGUUGGAGAGUUCGAGAUCUACGCUCGUUUCACUGUUGACGCUGAGGAUUUGA
Neurospora tetrasperma FGSC 2508 is the source of this 618-nucleotide messenger RNA. RefSeq lists its product as uncharacterized. The coding region runs from base 1 to 618 and encodes 205 amino acids. The transcript is spliced from 2 exons. The record is from RefSeq and is a predicted model, not a curated record. Lineage: Eukaryota; Fungi; Ascomycota; Sordariomycetes; Sordariales; Sordariaceae.